AAGAAACGACUCCAGAAGUGAGACUCCUGGUAGGAAUUCCCAAAUCGGGCUCCCGAUCUCAACGCCGGGCAUCUGGCGAUCAAGUCCUCGAGGUACCCAAGUCGUCCGCCGCCGCACCUCCCCGCUACAGAUCGUUUGGCUCUAAUUCGGAGGCGGGAAAUCGUCGUCGGAGAAGAUGAUACUUCCACUGGCGAAGCUCGGGACGCUGACGCUGAAGAUGAUGGCAAAGCCUGUCGCGAUUAGGCUCAAGACAGAGGCCAGCCGCCACCCUAAGUUCCGUCAGUUCAUCAUCAACCUCGCCCAGGCAAACCAUCGCAUUUCGACAAACAUCCAAAGAAGAAUAUAUGGGCAUUCAACUCAAGUUGAAAUUCGGCCGUUGAAUGAAGAGAAAGCUGUUCAAAAUGCUGCCGAUCUUAUCGGGGAGCUAUUUGUAUUCUCGGUUGCUGGGGCUGUUGUGGUCUUUGAGGUGCAAAGAAGUGCCAGGUCAGAGAAUCGAAAAGAGGAGGCUCGUAAAAAGGAAGUUGAGGAACUGAAACAAAAGGAGGAUCAACUGGCUCUAGAAAUCGACACUUUGAAGCUUAGGCUGAGCCAUCUAGAGCGCCUCGCCAACUCGCAGGGCCUCUCCGGAGUUCUUUUCAGGCGUGGCAAUGGCAGCGUGGCAGACCAAAACAAGGCGUCAUGACCAUUUUGACUAAUUGAAAACAAUGAUCUCACGUUACGGGCAGAAUUCUAAAUUCUAAACACAAGGUGUAACAAUUGUCCGGUGUUGUUUGUAAUAUUCAGAUGCGCGUGCCUAGAAGCGCCUGUUGUUAUUCCCCGCUGAUCAAUAGGCGGAGGGCCCGUGCAUAUAGGCAGCAAUGUUGUAUGCCAGGCUACUUUUUACUCACUAGCAAGCAUCGCCUGUUGUAUGUCAGCGAGCUGCUAUCCAAUUGUGCUUUCCUUGAUUGCGAUGAAUAAAUUGCUAGUGAACUUUUCAAGAGUUGCA
Lolium perenne is the source of this 985-nucleotide messenger RNA. RefSeq lists its product as uncharacterized. The record is from RefSeq and is a predicted model, not a curated record. Gene Ontology annotation, cellular component: mitochondrion. Gene Ontology annotation, biological process: regulation of lipid metabolic process. NCBI's taxonomy places the organism in Eukaryota, Viridiplantae, Streptophyta, Magnoliopsida, Poales, Poaceae.